GUACGUAGCUGGUAAUAGGGUCUCUCACUCGCUGCCCGUCCUUCGCCUUAUCUGCUGCCCACCAGGAGGGACAGAAGGAGCAGAAACCAGCAUGUCGGACCAGUCUGCUUUUGACACGGACGUAUGGACCCUGACCCGGUUCGUCAUCGAGACCGGCCGCCAGGCUAAGGGGGCGACCGGGGAGCUGACCCAGCUCAUCAACGCUAUACUGACCGCCGUCAAAGCCAUUUCCUGUGCUGUGCGCAAGGCAGGCCUGGCCCACCUGCAGGGCUUGGCGGGCUCGGUGAACGUGACGGGGGACGAUGUGAAGAAGCUGGACGUGCUGUCCAACGUCCUGAUGAUCAACAUGCUGCAAGCGUCCUACGGCAGCUGCUGCAUGGUGUCCGAGGAGAACAAGGAGCUCAUCGUCACCCCCAAAGACAAGAGGGGAAAGUAUGUUGUCUGUUUCGACCCUCUGGACGGCUCCAGUAACAUCGACUGCUUGGCUUCUAUCGGCACCAUCUUUGCCAUCUACAAACGGGUAACAGAUGGGGAGCCCACAGAUAAAGAUGCCCUGCAGGCAGGAAACAACAUAGUGUGUGCGGGCUACACCCUGUACGGCAGCGCCACCCUGAUGGCCAUCAGCACCGGGGCCGGACUCAACUUCUUCACCCUGGACCCUGCCAUAGGCGAGUUCAUCCUGACUGAGAGGAACGUGAAGAUCAAGCAGAAGGGAAAGAUCUACAGUCUGAACGAAGGCUACGCCAAGUACUUCCACCCCUCUAUCAACGAGUACCUCAAGCACAAGAAGUACCCCGAGGACGGCAGCUCUCCCUACGGAGCACGUUAUGUGGGCUCCAUGGUCUCAGAUAUUCACCGCACCAUCGCCUACGGAGGGAUCUUCAUGUACCCCGCCAACGAGAAGAGCCCCAAGGGGAAGCUGCGGUUGUUGUACGAGUGCAACCCCAUCGCCUUCCUCAUCGAGCAGGCGGGGGGGCUGGCCUCCACCGGCUUCCAGAGGGUGCUUGACAUCCAGCCCGAAGAGCUCCACCAGAGGGUCCCCUUCGUGGUGGGCUCCCCCGACGACGUCAACGAGUUCCUGACCUUCGUCAAGAAGCACCAGUGAAGCUGCACAAAUGUAUAUAUACAGCUCCUAUCAAAUGGCACAAGGUUCUUUUUUGGGGAUCUCUAUGCACCAAAAUAGAAUAAUUAUUUUGCAGUUUUAUCAAAAUGUAUAAGUUGAUCACAAAUCAUGGAAUAAUACAAAAAAUAAAUGAAUAACCGUUUUAAUAAAAUUGUAUUUGUUCUUUUAAGUAGGCUACUCCAACCUAUGUUUUUUUCUAAUUGCAGAAUAAAUGUGCAACAAAGGCAAAUUGAAUUCCUUAAUAAUAUCAAAACGGAUCAUCUGUUUUCAUCAAAUAAAUAAAUGAACAAAUACAGAUUC
Notothenia coriiceps (black rockcod) is the source of this 1423-nucleotide messenger RNA. RefSeq names its product fructose-1,6-bisphosphatase 2 (gene fbp2). Bases 92 to 1105 code for a protein of 337 amino acids. Gene Ontology annotation, cellular component: cytosol; cytoplasm. The transcript is spliced from 7 exons. Gene Ontology annotation, biological process: fructose metabolic process; gluconeogenesis; fructose 1,6-bisphosphate metabolic process. Gene Ontology annotation, molecular function: fructose 1,6-bisphosphate 1-phosphatase activity. NCBI's taxonomy places the organism in Eukaryota, Metazoa, Chordata, Actinopteri, Perciformes, Nototheniidae. The record is from RefSeq and is a predicted model, not a curated record.